Heterobilharzia americana is the source of this 1786-nucleotide messenger RNA. The record is from the annotation of a GenBank genome assembly. NCBI's taxonomy places the organism in Eukaryota, Metazoa, Platyhelminthes, Trematoda, Strigeidida, Schistosomatidae.
GAAUGAUACUGAUGUAGGGAGAUUUAAAUAACUUUAUUGCUUGAAGUAGUCUAUUGGCCAGUAUGUGUUAUGUGUUCCAACCAUAAAACACAACCAUUUUCACAUAAACCAAUUUCUAAAUAACAAUAACUAAAAGGUGAAAGAGAAAAAAUUAUGUAUUAUCUGCAGUAUCAAGGUGUGAGAUUUCAAAAUAAAAUCUGAAAGUUAUUCACAAAAUACUCUGUAUCUAGCCAGUUAUAGAUUAAGGCGCUAAACUCAAUAAGUGUGUAUAAAAUUAUCUAAUAAUAAAAACGAUAUAUAACCACUAUUACUGCAUUUUUCAUGUGUACAGUGUAUAGAAAUGUGCUUUACGCAAUACAGACUGAUAUAUUCUGUGUACAAUAUUUUUCAUAUAUUAUUGAUAGCCUAUUUCAUUCAUUUAACUUUUGUUUGUUCAAGCCAAACGAAAUUUCAACAACCAUAUAUCGUCAGUGAUUUCAAGGAUAUUGAUACGGCAAAAAAAUCUAUGAAAUUAUCACAAAAAGUUAAUAUAUCAAAUUAUUUAUGGUAUUUAUUUCAAAAUCGAAAUCAAAAUUCUCAUCAAAUGCAUAAACCAAUUUUAUAUUAUACUCCUAAAGCAAACACAGAUAAUGAUAGUAUGACAUUGACAGUAUUAAACACUUCAAGUACGUUCAGUGCUAAAACAAAAUUACAGAAUCAUAAUGAUUUUCAGACAUCGGAAAGUGUAAAUAUUUUCAGGAGAAUUAAAGACAAUCAGCAAGACUUAAGACAAGAAUCUUUUUCAAAUCUGAUAACUUUAAAAGAGAUGCUUUAUCAAAGUCAGUUAAAUGCAUUCAGGGAUAAAAUACCUUCAAUUCCAAAUGAACGUCCAUUUCAUAAUCAUGUUUUGUUGAACCACAAUGAGAUGAUGCGCUUACUGGGUAGACAGAAUUUUGACAAUGAAUUCAUGUCAUUUAAUAAACCAUGGGAAGCGAUAAAUUAUCCGUCUGGUAGACUGAUAUCAUCAGAUAUAAUGAAAGAGGGUGGAGAAUUAUUUGAAACUGAAUCAAACCUUCAUAAAGAUAUGAGGUUCAGAAAAUUAACUCCAAAUAACUAUCCAUCGUCUUCAGAUAUUUAUAAUUAUCAUUAUAAAAGAAAAAGGAACAGAAGGAAUAAUCAAGUAGGAUUUAGAAGCAUUCUAAUCCAGAACGCUAUGCGUCGACUGAAGUUGAUACAAAACUUAAGAGAUGAGGAAAGACCUCAAGAAAGACUAGUGUUUUUAGGGUCUGAACGGUCUCAAAUUAGCGAUAAACAGUCAAAAAAGAAUCAGAAACUUCGGCGUUUGCUUCGAGAAUUUUUAAGAGAUUAUACCAGUUGCCCUUUAUAUAACAUGUGGUAUGACUGGGGACCACGAUUUUGGCCACGCUGGAUUAAAGCUGGAAAGUGUGUCAAUUUAGGCAACAUAUCAUGCUCACUACCACCUGGGAUGUACUGUCAUGAAAAAGGCAUUAAAGAUAUAAUAAUACUACGUUACAUUUGCCCAGAAAAAUGGCCAGUGUCUAGCUGUAACUGGUAUCGUAUACACUUGCCAAUUGUAACUGAAUGCAGUUGUGGAUGUACAGAUAAGAUAAAGCACAAACAUAACUCUUGACAAACUGUCAAAUACAUAAUCAUUAUUUUUUAGUUUGUUUUCUUUCAUAUUAUUAUUUAAAUCAUUGUCAUUUCUAGGAAUGCGGAAGUGGUAAGGUGUUCCAUUUCUUUUUGAUACAACCAUAUGGUUGUCUUUUAAUGACUGUUUGUAACUGCC